GAGCAGCAGAUGGAGCUGAGGGGUGAAGUCAUCACAGUCAGCGUGUGAGAACAGGACCAGGGUCUGUCUCCGGAGCCAGCUAAUUGAGCUCGGAUGAGUGAGAGCAGACACAGGUAGGCGCUGUGUUUGAGUGUGUUGUUCCCCCUCUUCCGUGUGGGUGACUAUGAACAAAAGGGCAGACUCUUUCCUCUAAUCAAGCUAAUGGAGUGAGAAUAAGCGGGUGGCUGAACUAGAUGGGCAGCGACAUGCAGAAGGGCCCCUGGGGGAACUGAGGGAGUCUGAGGUGAAGACUUGAGCCUCUGAUUGACAGGACACGGGCUGAUAAAAAGCCCUGGCGUGUUCAGGUCCGAGGAGCAUACGGUGACAAGAGCUGUGGUUCAUGUUGGCCGUCUACACCGCAACUACAGGCCUGUGGGAAUCGCCGCCCGUCAACAGCAACAACCUGCGGUGCUGUAUUUGAGUGUGUGUUCAAUAGACAACAUGCUGCCUUUGGCUGCAGGACAGCAGCUGAGCCACAGCCUGAUGACCCCGCAGAGGAAGAAAUCCCAGUGGCCCGGGGUGGUGCUGGUGCUCCUGCUCUGGGUCUCUCUGCAACCCCUCCACCAGGCGUCAGCCGUCAACCUGCGCCGCUUCAUCGGCUGUGCCGUCCGGGAGUUCACCUUUCUGGCCAGGAAACCCGGCUGUGGGGGCAUGCACAUCACCACCGACGCCUGCUGGGGGCGCUGUGAGACCUGGGAGAAGCCCAUCCUGGACCCUCCUUUCAUCGAGUCCUUCCAGCGGGUUUGCACCUACAACGAGACCCGUCUGGUCACCGUGAAACUGCCCAACUGCCUGCCGAACGUCGACCCAACGUACACGUACCCGGUGGCCCUGAGAUGUGACUGCGACGUCUGUCUGACCAGCACCACUGAAUGUAUAACAUCUGUGUAACACAGCAGAGUGUAACACAGCAGAGUGUAACAGGCAGAACAUAUACUGCUUUAGCUGUAUAUGUUCGUGGGUAUUGAAAUGUGA
Molecule: messenger RNA, 1014 nt
Organism: Scatophagus argus
Lineage: Eukaryota; Metazoa; Chordata; Actinopteri; Scatophagidae
Gene: gphb5
Product: glycoprotein hormone subunit beta 5
Exons: 3
Coding region: 481-930 (149 amino acids)
Biological process (GO): regulation of thyroid hormone receptor signaling pathway; G protein-coupled receptor signaling pathway
Cellular component (GO): extracellular region; cytoplasm
Molecular function (GO): hormone activity
Source: RefSeq, a predicted model, not a curated record